AUGGUGAGGCUCCGGGCGCUGGGCAGCUGCCUGGGCUUGCUGGCUCUCUGGGCCACCAGCCAGUCCGACGCGAGCGGAGCCUGGAUGAAGACAUGUCAGGUCCUCACCCGGGACGUGCGGGGGCCCGCGUGCGGGGCCGCGUGCAGGGGGCUGGAGCCCCAGGGAAAGAUGGAACCUGGGCCGGGGGAGGAGGGCGAGCGCGAGCCAGAGCGCGAGCCCGAGCCGGAGCGCGAGCCCGAGAGCCGGGAGGCCAAGAUCUUUCUGCUGGAGAGAUCAUCAACAAAUAAUAUGGAGGAAAACCAAGAGGAUAGUGAGACAUCUAUAACAAUAAGUAACAGCCAACUCUUGGAAGAAGUGAAGAAAAAAUGCAAGGAUUCAACCAAACGUAACAUAAAAGAUUCUGAGAGGUCAUUCAGAAAAAGCUUCAGGCUAGACUACAGGUUAGAGGAAGCUGUAACUAAAUCACAGAAGGGAAAGGAUGGAAGAUACAUCAAUCCUUGGCCAACAUGGAAAUAUCCAUCUCUUACGGAUGUUUUGAAAUGGAUAAUACUGGAAAAAGAUAACAGCAAAAUUCCACGUUGUAAAGAGGAACUGGACAAAGAACUCCCAGUGAUUUGCCCAUAUUUUGUUGAUAACCCUGAAAAAGCUGGAAUGAAUAAAGGUGGUUUACGUGUCACAUGGCUUGGACAUGCAACAGUUUUGGUGGAAAUGGAUGAAGUAAUAUUUCUCACUGACCCUAUUUUCAGUAUGCGGGCUUCACUGACACAAUUGAUUGGUCCAAAACGUUUUCGCAAACCACCAUGCACAGUAGAGCAGCUUCCCAAAAUAGAUGCAGUAAUAAUCAGUCAUACCCAUUAUGACCACCUGGACUAUAAUACCGUACUUAGUUUAAAUGCGCGCUUUGGUUCUGAGCUGAGAUGGUUUGUGCCGAUGGGUCUCUUAGAGUGGAUGCAGAAUUGUGGAUGUGAGAAUGUGAUUGAACUGGACUGGUGGGAAGAGAACUGUAUUCCUGGACAUGAUGAUGUCACCUUUGUCUUUACACCUUCCCAACACUGGUGUAAAAGAACUCCAAUAGAUGACAAUAAAGUAUUGUGGGGCAGCUGGUCUGUCUUGGGGCCCUGGAAUAGAUUUUUCUUUGCAGGAGACACUGGUUAUUGUAUUGCUUUUGAAGAGAUAGGAAAACGAUUUGGACCUUUUGAUCUUGCAGCUCUUCCCAUUGGAGCUUAUGAACCAAGAUGGUUUAUGAAACACCAGCAUGUAGACCCUGAAGAAGCUGUAAGGAUUCACAUCGAUGUUCAAGCAAAGAAAUCCAUAGGAAUUCAUUGGGGAACCUUUGCCUUAGCAAAUGAGUAUUACUUGGAUCCUCCAUUCAAACUGAAUGAAUCUCUACAGAGGUAUGGAAUUAACAAUGAAGAUUUCUUCACCUUGAAUCAUGGAGAAUCAAGAGAUGUAAAGACCGAUGAUGAAAACCUUGAAUAAAUGUGGAUGAUAAAAACUGGGAAUAAAUAUGAGUAUCAGAGGGCUUUUAAAAAAAAACAACCUCUUGCAGGAUUUGAAAUAGCAAAACAAAUUUUAAAAUUAAGAGAUAAAGAAAGGGUGAUUUUCUUUUAAAUUUAGAAAUAGAUUUCUCCAAAUUUGCAUUUUACUUUAUUUGUGAUAAUUUACACAGGCUAGUUAAUUUGUACAUUGAAAUGUAACAGAGCAAUAAAAUCAUUAGAUUAGGUAAUGUAUAGAAUUUAAAUACCAUCUGUCUAAUGCCAGAACACUGCAAUGGAAGCUUUUUUUUUCUUACUAAUUUAAGAGAGUGAUUCAUAGGCUGGGUUCCUUUUCCAGAAGUUCUGAAAGGUUCAUUCCUAUGCUUCAGGUCCUUUAUAUGAGGUGAAUCAAAUUUAUUGUAUACCUAUGUAUUUUUAGAGCCCUAAUCAGUAAUGUAAUCCCCUACCCCCACAGUACUUUGUUACUUAAGCCAACAUACAUUUCCAACUAUGCUUUUUUCAGGAUAUGGAGAUUGGGGUUCUGUUCUGCUUUUUGAAGGGUUUUUUGUUUUUUAAAUAAGGGUAUGAUAUGCUCCAGCUGAAUUAGGAGGGAGAAGGUACAGAAUGACGUAAAGCUAGGGGAAUAAGAAAGUAUUAUUUUUGAUAACUUUUUUAUUUUUAAAAAUAAGAUCUUUCAUUAAGCACAAAUAUAUAUGACUUGCUCCAUGGAAAUUGAUGGUUUUUUUUUUACAUAAUUUAUAUUCAGGUCUUGAUAAAAUAUAUUAAUAGAGUAUAGGUUCAUUUAAAUUUGAUCCUGUCCAUUCACCAAUCUCUCUCUAAAAAUAUACUCCUUAAUAUUCUUGCCUAUAUUUUCCUUUUCACUGGUCUGUGUAGCAUAAUCCUAAAAAUUUUAAUAAUAAUGUUAAUUUUUUAAAAUUAACUUAAUGAUUACCUUGUGUUAGAUUAAAUAACUUGCAGUUAGAUUUUCUUUCAUUGUAAGAAGGGUUCUCUAUUAUAUAUAUAUAUAUAUAUAUAUACUCAUACUACCCUGUGCUACAGUCUUACCUAAAUAAAUUUUCUGCAUGUCAUUACUAGAAUCGUGUAUUUUAUGCCAAAUGUUUAGUACUUCAGGGAGCAGCCAGUUAGUCAAUAGCUUGAUAAAUUUGCAUGUAUGUACAGAAGCACUGUGACUUGGUUGCAAAGCACUGAAUGUCUGAAUUCAAGCCCUGCCUAGCUAUACCACUGAUUUUUUUUGGCAACUUCAGAUAAGCCACCUAUGCCUCCCUGUGCUUCUGUUUCCCCAUCUGUAGUAUGGAGAUAAAACUUUUUACCUACUUCCAGGCAUACUGAGGAAUAAAUCUUAAGUAAUAGUAAAAGUACCUUGAAAACAUACAAGAGAAAAUUAUUAUUUAAGGUAUUUGGAUGUCUAAGAAAAGGCACAUUUAAACAUAGACCCAAUGCCUCUGAAAAUGUACCUUGCUAUAUUUUUACCAUACAUGUUAGGAAAUGAAAAACUGAGGGUGAGCUAACUCAUCCAUGUUGCAUACUUAAGAGAAAAAACCCACAUGUAAUUGUUGAUGUUAAGCUUUAGUAAAUUCUAUUUUUUGUGUGCUUAUAAAGAUGCAAAUAAAUUGAAAAUUUUGUGUACUAUUUGACACUAACAGCACAAAAUUAUCCUCAUAUAUUAAAUCAGUUUUCCAUAGAAAAAAAUGUACAAGUAUGUACAUCUUUAGUACAAAGUAAAAUUGUAUAGGAAGACAGGAAUUAGAGCAUGGUGAUUUUACAAUAGUAGUGCUGACCCUACCUGUAAACUCCAGUAACCAUGGACACCUAAUAGAAGCCAACAUCUUGUCAACCACUUUCCUAGCGUUAUGUGCUGAACUAAAAUUUUAAAGAUUUCAAAUGAAGUCUGUCUACCAUUUAAAUUUACAUUUUGCUUAAUAUUUCUAUUCCAUGAGUCACCUUAACAUUGUUUUAUAUUUAUAAUAGCACCUUUUAAAAGAUCUCCAAGCACUUUAGAACAUUCUAACCUAUUUAUUCCCUUAGCAAACUCAUUUUUAUUCAGACUUUUGUAUGAAAAUUUUGUUACUGUGUUUUAAUUGCUCUUACUUUUAAGAUUUACUGAAUAGUGUUCUUUUUAGUAAUUAAAACAUUGAGGAGUCUAGUCCUAAGUGUAUAAUGAAACACCCCUCUUCACUGAACUCCCUAAGGAUUAACCACCUUUAUUCCUCUUUUAACAUUUCUUUUCCAUUGUAAUAUUUGUCUUUUGCCAUUGUAGCCAGAGUGGCCUUUGUUUUCUUUGAGUGACUCAGUUUAUCUCAUUGAGCAUUGCUGGGCCAUGCCUGGGAGCAGAGAACUUCCUGUGUGACCUCUUCCAGGGCAGGAAGCCCAGAAACCCAUGCCUGGAAGCAGAGAACUUCCUGUGUGAUGAGUCAUGGGGCUGGCUGAGGGGAGGUGUUGACUCCAAAGCCAUGCCCUAUUGGGUGUUAAGCUAGUCUACGCUAGGGGGAGAGGCCACCUCAAGAACCAAUCGGCCCUGGUCAUUCAGGCGGCGCUUGAUGAUGUCAAAAACUCUAUAAGAGGGGAGAGGACAGCUUGAAGAGCUCUCUUUCCUUUUCCGAUUGGCUUGGGAGCAGUGGGGAGCGUGACUCUGAGCCAGCCCUUGUCCUCGGGCUGAGCCCAGAUGUUGGUAACUAUGAAUUGUAUUGGGUCUAUCUUGAUAUUUGUAAUUUGUUUGUAUUUUGGUUUUGAGGUUCGGGGUGCUGGUUUGUUUUCCCCCAAACUAAAUGAAUGUUCUGAACUUCAGGGUGCUGGCUGUUUGUAACCCCUGAACUAGCUGACUGUAAUCUGUAUUUGGUCUGUCUGUUGAUGCUUGUCUCUUUGCUCCCCUGAACUAAUUGAAUGCUAACUGAAUGCUGGCAUUUUCUCUUGAACUAAAUGAAUGUUGUCUGUAUGCUAACUGAAUGCUGGAUUAAAGUAAGCUGGUCAACCCCUUCACCAUGCUUUUCUUGUUUAAGCAGAUAAAAAGAACCUGUGCUUUCCCAGCAGCCUCCUGGGUGCUGGCUGUGGGGGGAUCUUACGCCCCCAUGGGAGCUGCUAACAGAAGCUGCUAGCUGGGUUGUUAAAACAGCCAUCCACACUUAGGAAGGUUUGCACAGUGUACAGUGAUGGAAGUUUUCAAAUCUGAAAAAGUAUGAAGGGUGAAUGACAAUAAGAUGUUUCCCUUUAUUUGGAAUAAAGAGAAGUAUGCUUUUUGGGUUCAGUCUAACAUCUACUUUCAGUCUAUCAUAAAGUGAAGUCAUAAUACACUUCAGUUUGUUAGAAUGUUUACUAUUUUUUUUUUGUCAUUUUCCCCCCAAAGUAAAGACUCUCUUUCUCCUCAGGUUAUCAUUCCUUGUCCUCCUCAAAAUUGUUGGUUCUAAUAAUUAGGAGGAAAAUCCUACCUAAUUAAAAAAAACAGCAUUAUUCAAGCUGUGCCAUGACAUUACCUAGCACAUAGGUAUCAAACAUGGCCAAAUAAACUUUUCUUUCUGUAUUAUCAUCCUGUAACAUAUCCUCGUAAAUUCCACUCCCUCUUUCAUAUUAAUAUAUUUGGAAAAUGUCCUAAUUUCAAGAAAAUACAAGGAAUUGUAAUGAUCAAUAGUUUCAAUAAAUGGGUUUGGCUGAGGCAGGGAGAGAAUGAAUGAAACGCAAUCAUGCAAACUGUUGGUAAAGGACAUUAAAACCAAAAGCCAGUUAUACUGAGUGCACAUGUUGCUUGUAUGUUUUCAUUAAUUAUGAAACAUUCAAGAAAGUAGUUUUAAAAUGCUGUAAAGAAAUGUGCCUUUUUUUAAAAAAGGAUGUAACACAUGUGAUUGCAUCACUAUGUAUAAAAUUAUAACUGCUGGCCAGAAUGUGUACAUUACUAUUCUCUCUCAUCAGGAAGUCUAUUUUUUACCUUAUAUAGUACUUUUCUAUUGUAAAUAUAUUGUUAUUUUUAAAGCUUGAUUUGUGUCAACUUGCCUGAAAAAUUCACAUUUUUCUCUAAUCAUGGAUUCUUGAUUCUCUAGAUGAAGCAUUCAUAUAUCUAUGUAAUGAAAAAAAAUUUUUUGAAGUAUUCUUUGGGCACAAAAAGCACAAGGGGAAAUAAAACCUAUGUAUUGGUUCCUGUAUUGCUAAGCAUAGUCUUGGAUUAUGAAUAUUAAUACUAUAAACCCAGUUGAAUAUAUCUGUAUCAACACAUUACCACAAUAGCUUGUGAAAAUAAACUUACUUGCUACAA
Trichosurus vulpecula (common brushtail) is the source of this 5736-nucleotide messenger RNA. RefSeq names its product N-acyl phosphatidylethanolamine phospholipase D (gene NAPEPLD). Gene Ontology annotation, molecular function: N-acylphosphatidylethanolamine-specific phospholipase D activity. The record is from RefSeq and is a predicted model, not a curated record. Gene Ontology annotation, cellular component: cytoplasm; membrane-bounded organelle. Lineage: Eukaryota; Metazoa; Chordata; Mammalia; Diprotodontia; Phalangeridae. Gene Ontology annotation, biological process: N-acylethanolamine metabolic process; N-acylphosphatidylethanolamine metabolic process.